Molecule: messenger RNA, 1704 nt
Organism: Rasamsonia emersonii CBS 393.64
Lineage: Eukaryota; Fungi; Ascomycota; Eurotiomycetes; Eurotiales; Trichocomaceae
Product: Thiamine pyrophosphate enzyme
Exons: 3
Coding region: 1-1704 (567 amino acids)
Biological process (GO): L-valine biosynthetic process
Cellular component (GO): mitochondrion; acetolactate synthase complex
Molecular function (GO): acetolactate synthase activity; thiamine pyrophosphate binding; flavin adenine dinucleotide binding
Source: RefSeq, a predicted model, not a curated record
AUGGCAGACGGCUAUGCUCGAGUCACUGGCCGUCCACAGGCGGUCGUUGUCCAUGUGGAUGUUGGCACCCAGGCACUCGCACAUGGUAUCCACAACGCAAGCGUGGCGCGUGUUCCCGUCUUUAUCUUUGCCGGUCUUUGUCCGUAUACCGAGUCAGGCGAACUGCCUGGCUCCCGGACAGAAUAUAGUCACUGGCUGCAAGACCCUCCAGAUCAGAAGGCCAUUGUGCGCCAAUAUUGCAGAUACACCGGCGAGAUACGAAGUGGCUUGAACGUAAAGCAGAACGUUGGACGCGCCCUCCAGUUUGCCUGCAGCGCACCCAAAGGCCCUGUCUAUCUUGCCGCUGCGAGAGAGCCGCUGGCCGAGGAGAUAGAACCGUACUCUCUGCCACAAGACCAGUGGGUGCCAAUCGGUCCCAGCGCUCUGCCUGAGGAAGCGGUCCAUACUCUUGCAGAGGCACUGGUUCACGCCGAGCGUCCUCUGGUGAUUACUGGAUAUUCCGGUCGGGACCGCCGAUGCCCACCGCUGCUGGCUGCCCUUGCAGACAAAAUCCCAGGCCUUCGCGUCCACGACACUGGUGGGAGUGACAUGUGCUUCCCUUUCACGCACCCCGCUUCGCAAGGGUUCCGCCUACCUGGCUACGACGAGUGUACGCGCGAUGCGGACGUGAUCUUGAUCCUCGAUUGCGACGUGCCGUGGAUUCCUUCGCGUAACCCGCCACGAAAAGAUGCCCGGAUUUACCACAUCGAUGUUGACCCUUUGAAUCAACAUCUUCCCGUCUCCUUCUUUCCCGCUCACGGACGCUGGAAAGCUGACUGCUACACGGCUCUCGCACAGCUCCUCACGCACAUCGACGCCGACUCUGCUCUUUCCCAAGCGCUUCAACACCCCAAAUACGCUGCUCGCUGGAGAGAGCUCGCUGAAAGUCAUCGAGCUCGCCUCGAAAACAUUGCCAAGCUCCCUCGCCUGGGGGAUGAUGAGCCUCUCAAUGCCCACAACAUCAGUCGCCUCCUCAAAGAUUGUCUUCCUGAAGACACCACCUUUGUGAUUGAAGCGGUAACGUGCGCCCAGACGAUCUCAGACCAGCUGCAGUGCAGUCGGCCUGGUAGCUGGAUUAACUGUGGUGCAACUGGGAUUGGGUGGAGCAAUGGCGCGGCCCUGGGUGUGAAGAUGGCGCUCGACGACCAAGGAAAAGACCUCGAGGAGGGGAACAAGAAGAAGCCGAGCCUCGUCUGCCAGAUUGUUGGCGACGGGAGUUACAUGUGCUCUGCACCCUCGAGCGCCGCCUGGGUGGCACGGUGGCACGCCCCGCGUCAUUCGACCGAGUUAGUGUACCCCGAAGGGAUGAAUAAGGACGCCACACGCGAUGAACUGAACCUUUCUUUCGAUCCGUCUCCGAACUACUCCCAGUUAGCCAAGGCGGCGGCUGGAUCUUCCUUUGAGAGUGACGGCGGAAAGAACGAUUGGAUGCAGGGAGCCAGAGUGAAUACGGUAAAAGCGCUGCGGUCUCAGUUAGAGCAGGCUGUGACGACUGUCCGGGAACAAGGCCGAGGCUUCCUCCUGGAGGCGUUGAUGGAGCGGAGCCAUCACAGCAGUGAUGUCGGAAUUCUCAACGCAUAUGCUAUGCAAUGUGACCCGCUAGCAGACACCAGAAAUAGCAGCAGACCUCACCGCUCUUCCGGCAGCAUGAUUGACAGAAUAUAG